UGCGCAGCUCAGUGUCGGGGUGAAGCUGGGACGGCUAAGAUGGCGACCAGUAACAGCCUGGACCAGGUGUCGAGUGCAGACGUGGACCACAGUGCUGUCGCUGACAUUGUUGGCUCACUUGAGACACCUUUGACCGCGCCAGCAAAAACCGCAUCAAAUCAAGCAGUAGAUGUUAGUGCCGAGGUGGGCGUGAGUGUGGGCGUGACCGGGACUGUGCAAGCUAAAACAAACGGUGGUAAAGUAGGGUGUCGAGGGGUCCCGGCGGUCAGCGGAGGCUCAGCGGUGUUAGCAGGCAAGGCUGUGGCUCCUGCUGGCGCGAGUGUCGCUGCUGCGUCGCCUCAGGUCCUGCAGGGCGCGGGGGUCGCGGCCGCGGCGCUGAAAGGGGACUGUGGUGCUGGCGCCGCCCUGCAGGGUGGUCCCCGCCUCCCCCUCAACGCCCUCAACAACGGAGCCGCGGGCGUGAAGCCGGUGUAUGGGGUGGGCCCCACGCCCAUGACAGGUGGCGCCCAGGGCACGCAGGUGGUGGUGAACGGGGGUGUGUCCGGGGGGGCCCACGCAGGCUCCCCGCAGGCCAGCCUGCAGGCCCAGCCAGCUCUCAAGGGACUGACCAAGGUGGUGACCACGGCUGGAGCCGCGGGGCAGCCCGCCGUCAUCAUGUCCAAGCCAGGCACAGUGACCGCCGUGCCCUCGACCGGCACCCCCGGCACAGUGCCCAUCCCCCAGGGCAUGCAGAUCCUCAACAUGCGGCCCAACCAGGCCAUCAAGACCACGCAGGGCACGACCACGCUCGCCCCCAGGAUGAUCCUCAGCCCCGCGCAGGUCCUCCCGGGGAUGCGUCCAGGACAGCCCGGGAGUCAUGAGAAAUAUGAGUAG
Molecule: messenger RNA, 873 nt
Organism: Penaeus indicus
Lineage: Eukaryota; Metazoa; Arthropoda; Malacostraca; Decapoda; Penaeidae
Exons: 2
Coding region: 40-873 (277 amino acids)
Source: RefSeq, a predicted model, not a curated record